UUGAAGCUGGAGACUAUCAACCGUAUCAUACAGCUAAUUAUCUUAAAGCACGCUACCCUCUUCCAAAGAAAUUCAAAAUCAAUAAACAGGUACCAUUCAUAGCAGAGAAAGCUGUGCAUCACUACCUCGCCCUGCGUGGUAUGUCCAAGGAAGAGGCUCAACGUAAAUUCCUCAAUAUCAUCCAGCGCCAGAGAUAUGGAGUCGAGACAAUUAUAUAUAAAUACAAGUAUUUCCCUGAAUGUAAUCUGGGUUUUGUGUUUACUGUUUGUCAAAUCACUUUCAUCAGAAGUGGCUUUGUUAUCAAUAUCACUGCUACUCUCAUCAAAAUAAUAUCUUCAGUCUUGUCCUGGUUGAUUGAACGAAGUGAACUCGCAACGAUUGAAACUCGUGACUGA
Homarus americanus (American lobster) is the source of this 395-nucleotide messenger RNA. RefSeq lists its product as uncharacterized. Gene Ontology annotation, cellular component: cytoskeleton. Lineage: Eukaryota; Metazoa; Arthropoda; Malacostraca; Decapoda; Nephropidae. The record is from RefSeq and is a predicted model, not a curated record.